AUGGCCAACGAAUUAACUCAGAUUCCUGAAUGGCAGGAACUCGUCACUCGUAAGCGCUCCGAGUGCCAGUCGAAAAUCCCACGCGAGUGGACCUUGAGUACCGAUCUCCUCAAUGUGCCCACGCACUUGAUAGAUUACGAUGUUCCCAGAAAAAGCGGUCUUCUCUCGGAACUCGAACUGGAUCUCACGGAGAAUUACAGCGCGACACAGUUGUUAGUCAAGCUUGCUUCGGGCAACGUCAGUUCCCUGGCUCUCACGACGGCCUUGUGCAAACGGGCUGCAAUUGCGCAGCAGUUGACAUCUUGCCUCACAGAGACUUACUUUCCCCAAGCAUUGGAACGAGCUCGUUUCUUGGAUGAGUAUCUCGAACGAGAGAAAAGACCCAUUGGUCCACUGCACGGCUUGCCCAUCAGUGUCAAAGAUAGUUUUUGCAUCGAAGGCUUGCAGUCGACCGUGGGAUAUGUCUCGUUCUUGAAGCAUGCCCCAGCGACUAAGAAUUCUGCUCUCGUUGCAAUGCUAUUAGACCUAGGAGCAGUUCUGUAUGUCAAGACCAACAUUCCGCAGACGAUGAUGACGGGAGAUUCGGAAAACAAUAUUUUUGGCCGUACUCUCAACCCGCACAACACAUCUCUCACGGCCGGUGGGUCCAGUGGCGGAGAAGGUGCCCUUGUGGCCUAUCGGGGAUCAAUCUUAGGUAUCGGAACCGAUAUCGCCGGAUCAAUCCGUAUUCCAGCACUAUGCUGUGGAGUAUACGGUUUCAAGCCGACCGCCAACCGAGUUCCAUUCGGAGGACAGGUCUCAGGUGCAAUGGAAGGCCUCCCAGGUCUGAUUCCCGCUGCUGGUCCAUUGGCUCACAGCAUUGCCGAUUUGCAACUGCUGAUGAAGACUAUUCUUGAUGAUGGCAAAGCUUGGCAAUAUGACUCUGGAGCCUUUGCUGUGCCAUGGAAUGAGAGCCCCCGCGCAAUCGCCGAGCGUAACGGGAGCUUGACAAUUGGAGUUCUUGCCGAGGAUGCGCAAUUCCCACUUCAUCCACCCGUUAAGCGAGCUUUAGAGGGAGCUAUUGAGAAGCUAGUUCGCGCUGGACAUCGCAUUGUGUACCUUGAAAGCUCUAGUCAAGAGCUUUCUGUUGCAUAUGCAUCUCGACUUGCCUUUCAAUACUUCAUUUAUGGUCCUUCGGAAGACAAUAUCCAGUCCAGCGGCGAGCCACUUGUAAAAUCGGUCGCCAGAUUUGAUUCUCCCAUGUUCACUGGGCCUUUCCCAGUCGAUAUGGAGUUGGGUCCCUUUGAAAAGAUCCAGAAGUUGCAUGAAGCUCGUCAAGAGGUUCAUGAUGCUUGGCGCCAAGUCUGGAUUGACCAGAAGCUCGAUGUGGUACUAGCCCCGGGAGCACAGAACACCGCAGUGGUCCACGAUACGUAUGGGUGGCCACCAUAUACAGUCAUGUGGAAUCUGCUAGAUUACCCCGCUUGCGUCAUUCCGUUUGGCAAGGCAUCUCAGGAACUUGAUCCGGAUACUAUGCAAACAGGCGAUGAAGUCCAACCAGACUAUAACCCAGCCGAAGUUGAUGGAGCGCCGUGCGCCAUACAGAUUAUUACACCACGCUUCCAGGACGAAAAGUGCCUUUGGGCUGCAGAGAUUGUCGAUCAGACCAUUCGAGAGGAGUAG
Penicillium verhagenii is the source of this 1662-nucleotide messenger RNA. It is a transcript of the gene gmdB, whose product is annotated as general amidase GmdB. The transcript is spliced from 5 exons. The record is from RefSeq and is a predicted model, not a curated record. Bases 1 to 1662 code for a protein of 553 amino acids. Lineage: Eukaryota; Fungi; Ascomycota; Eurotiomycetes; Eurotiales; Aspergillaceae.